UCUGUCCCACUCUCGCUCACUGACUGCCUCCGACUUCUAUUGGCGCCAGAAGUAGUACUUGCAUCCCACGGCGGUAAUCGCCCUUUGCGCCCGCCCUCUUGUUCGUAGUGAGAAACGAAACACGUAGGCAGCUGCAUUUUCAAUGUGGACACAACACCCAUCGACGUCGUCUACUCAUUUGGUCAGUGCAAAUACCGCUGGCCCCCCAGCGACGGCCUGGGCGCCGGCUGGGCCUUCUGGCGGCGGCGGCGGCGCCUGCUGUCGCUCCUCGCCUUCCUGGGCUUCUUCAACGUCUACUCGCUGCGCGUCAACCUCAGCGUCGCCAUCGUCGCCAUGACGGCCGAGCGCAACGUCACGCUGGCCAACGGCACCCUCUCUACGAGCCGCGAGUUCGAGUGGUCGUCGGGCACGCAGGGCCUGGUGCUGGGCGCCUUCUUCUGGGGCUACGUGGUGACGCAGAUCCCGGGCGGCUGGCUGGCGGCGCGUGUGGGCGGCGCGCGGCUGUACGGGGCGGGCAUCGCCGCCACGGCCGCCCUCACGCUGCUGACGCCGCCGCUGGCGCGACUCUCCGUCUACCUGCUGCUCGCCCUGCGCAUCAUCGAGGGACUCCUGGAGGGAGUGACGCACCCGGCCAUCAACCACGUGUGGUCUCGCUGGGCCCCUCCACACGAGAGGAGCCGGCUGGCCACGUUCGCGCUCUCCGGCAGCUACUUCGGCACGUUCGUGUCGCUGCCCGUGUCCGGCGUCAUAGCGUCCAACCUCGGCUGGGAAGCCGUCUUCUACAUCUGUGGAGCAAUUGCUGUGUUGUGGUACGUCGUAUGGUUCAUGUGUAUCGCUGAGGACCCUUUAGAAGACAAAAGAAUCACCAGUCAAGAACUUGAAUUCAUACAGUCUUGUCUUGGAGAAGACAGAAAGACGGAUAAUGUUCACAUUCCGUGGCUGAAGUUCUUGACAUCUCCGCCGGUCUGGGCCGUGUUAUUCGCUCACUUCACUGAAAACUGGGGAUUCUACACGCUGCUGACACAGCUGCCAACGUACAUGAAGGAUGUUCACCACUUCAGUCUCGAAGAAUCUGGAGGGCUUUCCGCGGUUCCAUACAUCAUUAUGGCUGCUCUCUUGCAGUUUUCUGGCCAUCUAGCAGACUUGCUUCAAAACCGAAAUAUUCUUAGCCACACGCAGGUACGGAAAAUCUUCAUAUGCGGUGCCUUCGUCAUAGAGACUGUGGCGAUGGUUCUGGCCAGCUACGCUAGUAGUAUUUCCGCCAUAAUGGCGUGCCUCACCAUCUCAGUCGCGGUUGGAGCUUUCUCGUGGGCUGGCAUUUGUGUAAACCAUCUGGAUAUGGCGCCGCAGUACGCUGGAGUCUUAAUGGGCCUCUCACAGACAGUUGCUACUAUACCGGGAAUGGUGAGCCCUCCCCUCACAGGCUUCAUUGUCAAAAAUAAGGAUCCAGAGGAGUGGCGGACGGUGUUCUUCAUUACAAGUGGUGUCUACCUGUUGGGAACACUGGUUUACGGUGUCUUUGGUUCCGCAGAGAGACAAUCUUGGGCUAGAGGUGCAGCCAAGAAAGAAGAAAUGGCGUUUGACAACAAGGCCGUAGAAACCGAAACUACAAGUUCUUUAUAAAACUGCACUAUGAAGUCCAUUGUUUCGUAUUAACCUUUAGUUGUAUCUUCAAGUUGUUUUCAUAGAUAUUUUCUACAAAUCGUUACAUAAAAUCCUUAGUUAAUUA
Schistocerca nitens (vagrant locust) is the source of this 1729-nucleotide messenger RNA. RefSeq names its product vesicular glutamate transporter 2.1-like. Gene Ontology annotation, biological process: transmembrane transport; monoatomic anion transport. The record is from RefSeq and is a predicted model, not a curated record. The transcript has 10 exons. Bases 334 to 1623 code for a protein of 429 amino acids. NCBI's taxonomy places the organism in Eukaryota, Metazoa, Arthropoda, Insecta, Orthoptera, Acrididae. Gene Ontology annotation, cellular component: plasma membrane. Gene Ontology annotation, molecular function: transmembrane transporter activity.